CAGCAAAUCACCUGAACCAACCCAUCUACUCAGAAAAUCAUGGAUAAAGGAAAUGGUUCUGCCAUGACUGGAUUCAUUCUUCAAGGAUUCACGGAUAAUCCCAAAAUGCAGCUGGUUCUUUUUACAGUCUUCCUCUUGAUUUAUGUCAUCACUGUGUUAGGGAAUCUAGGGAUGAUUCUGUUGAUUUGCACUAAACCCCAACUUCACAAACCCAUGUAUUACUUCCUGGGCAAUCUCUCCUUUGUUGAUCUCUGCUGUGCCUCAACCAUUGCUCCUAAAAUGCUGAUUGACUUAUUAAGUGAAACUAAAAGGAUUUCAUACAGUGGCUGUGUUACACAGGUCUUUCUGUUUGCUAUCCUUGCAGAUGCAGAAUGCCUUUUGUUGGCUGUUAUGGCCUAUGACAGAUACGUGGCCAUCUGCAAUCCACUCCUCUAUCCAACCGUAAUGUCCAAAAAGGCCUGCCAGAAAAUUAUCUCUAUUGUGUACUUUACAGGCCUGCUAGAUUCAAUGAUACAAACUUCCUGUAUAUUCCAACAAUCUUUUUGUAGUUCCAACGUUAUCAAUCACUUCUUCUGUGAUGAGCCUCCACUUCUAAUACUCUCCUGUUCCAACACAUAUAUUACUGAGAUUGUGCUAUUUACUACUGUUGGCUUUGGUGAAGCAGGCAGCGUUAGUAUGAUUCUUGUAUCCUAUGUUUACAUUUUGGCUACAAUCUUGAGAAUGCGCUCUGCUCUGGGCAGGCACAAAGCAUUUUCCACUUGUGCCUCUCACUUGACAGCUGUUGGGAUAUAUCAUGGGACAAUACUCUUCAUGUACUUCCGACCAAAUUCUAGUUACUCCAUGGACCAAGACAAAUGGGCCUCUAUGUUCUACACAGUUGUGAUCCCUAUGCUCAAUCCUUUGAUCUACAGCCUGAGAAACAAGGAGGUGAAAGAUGCUGUGCCAAAAUCUUUUGGCCAUAUAUGGAUUUGGAUUGGGGGAAAAAUGUUUUACAAUAACUUGCAUUUGAGGAGGAGGGACAUAUAGAACAUAUAUCUUGAAGGCAUGGUAAAUUCAGUGGGGGAUAUGUGAAUUUUUAAAGAAUGUAAACCUAGAAAAAAUUAAUAGACAACUUAAUACAACUCUCUGCUGCUUAUGGAGAAGAGGCAAUUCAGUGUAAAAAAGAAUAUACAUUGUGUACUCUUGUCCUUUCAAACGUGUAUACAUGGAAUUGC
This is a messenger RNA of Crotalus tigris (Tiger rattlesnake), 1214 nucleotides long. RefSeq names its product olfactory receptor 1019-like. NCBI's taxonomy places the organism in Eukaryota, Metazoa, Chordata, Lepidosauria, Squamata, Viperidae. The coding region runs from base 40 to 1026 and encodes 328 amino acids. Gene Ontology annotation, biological process: sensory perception of smell; G protein-coupled receptor signaling pathway. The transcript has a single exon. The record is from RefSeq and is a predicted model, not a curated record. Gene Ontology annotation, cellular component: membrane. Gene Ontology annotation, molecular function: odorant binding; olfactory receptor activity; G protein-coupled receptor activity.